This is a messenger RNA of Python bivittatus (Burmese python), 1840 nucleotides long. RefSeq names its product IQ motif containing C (gene IQCC). Lineage: Eukaryota; Metazoa; Chordata; Lepidosauria; Squamata; Pythonidae. Gene Ontology annotation, molecular function: protein binding. The record is from RefSeq and is a predicted model, not a curated record.
AGGCGCGGUUGCCUGGGAGCUGCGGUUGCUGGCGGCCGAGGCUGAGGAAGAUGCCGGAAGGGGUGGACGGGCGGCGUCUGCUGGCGGCGGUCGUGCAGCUGCAGGCCCAUGUGAGGGGUUAUCUUCUCAGAAAGAGGCUUCAGAAUAUACGGAGCAACUAUGAGAGCAUUGUAAAGGAAAUUGAAGGGAAUCUGGAUUGGCUCCAGUGGACAAGCCAUUCCUUACCCAGACCCGUGUUUCUCUCAAAGCUACAUUCUGCUCAGAAAUCAAUGAAGGCAAAGAAAUUCAAUAGAGAAGAGCUUGAAGCUGAUGAGCCACAAAAACAGGACACACAACAUAGUCAAGAGGUGUUACCAUCUAAACAAACAUGUGAUUUUGAGAUGCAGUUUCCAAGCCGACUUCCAGCCGAGGUGACAGCAGAACCCGAGGUUGGUGAGGCAGGAGAGAGUCUAGAGCAACUUGCUCGCCCUGGGAAUGUCUGCAGCCGGUCAGGAGAAAGUGAGGAAUGCAGGGAACCCAGCAGUGUCUCGUCUGACUGGAGCAGCACGAUUCUGGGCAUGGAGUCUCCCAGGUCGAGCCAGGAGCCUCAUUUCCCCAAAGCACCAGAAAUGCCCAGAGUGAUGCCUGACCUCCAGAACUACCGAAAGCACCUGGCCAUGGAGCUGCUAUGGCUGCAGCAAGCAAUUGUCAGCCGUAAGAAUUAUUUGAUCCUGAAACAGAGAUUGGGGAACCCAGACUGACAGCUCACCUGUGAUCCUUUCAUACAAAAUGGAAGCACACCCUUUACCUGCUGCCUCCAGAAAGGAAGUGUGGAGAUGCAGGCAAGGUGUCAUUUUUCCUUGGAGAUGGCCACAACCUGAAGUCAUCUUUGAGACUUACGAGAGUAACUGUGAAAAUGGGAGACUGUGAAAGCUUUUCAAGUCCAAGGUUGGCAUAUUUUUGGAAUUGCAUUUGAAAAGAACAGGGUUCAUUGCAGAAGAUUCUUUUGUGCCCUUUUGGCAGAGCAGAGACUGAACAUCAGUUUUAACAGGCUUUGCAAAGCCAGCUAAUGAUCAGCAGGCUUUGGAAGCUGCUGUAUAUGUGUGACCUUUUUUUCCCUAUAAGUCACAUUUUGGGCUAGAAAGUUCUCAAUUUUUGGAGAUUAUUCCAGAGUCACUGGAAAUCCAAGAGUUAUCCACUGGGCUGCCUGUACUGUAGCUGGAAACUUUGUUUUCUUCACAUCUGGGUUUUGUGGCUACCUGGGUGCCGAUUGUUCUGUAAGUUUGUACUGCACACAUGUUUCUACUGUUUUGCUGGCUCAUCACUUGAACUUUGGAUGUCCUGUUUCUAUUGUUAAAUAAAACAUUUUCUCCUCCAUUCCCCUUUUCUGCCCAUGGGUGUAAAAUUAGGCAAUACCCCACAUUUUUCAACUAUGGUAAGCAGUAUGAACCUAUUUGUUUUGGUGGAUUUGUACCUGGCAUUUUGGGCAGGCAUCUUAUUUUAUAUGCCCAUCUCACCCCUUCAGGCUUCCUGGAGAGGGGCUGUUGUGAGUUCUCUCAUUAGUUCAGUUCAGUUCAGUUCAGUUCUCAUCAAAGAUUCAACAAGUGGCUGCCAGAGAGUUUGUUUUUUAAAAUAUAUUUUUAGUAGACACUUUAAAGAAAAUAUACAUCAGGGAAGGGAAAGGAACAAAAGAAAGGGGUAGAAAUAAGAUACAAACGGAUAAACAAGGGAUUUACAAAUGAUAAUAGUUUUCCAGUAUAACAUUAACUGAUCGUGAAUAACUAAUAUAUUUUUAAAGGCCUGAAAAUCACUAAUAAGUUCUAGGCAAAGCAUAGAUAUCAGGACACAAUAGAAAUCAUAG